Sporothrix schenckii 1099-18 is the source of this 357-nucleotide messenger RNA. RefSeq lists its product as uncharacterized. NCBI's taxonomy places the organism in Eukaryota, Fungi, Ascomycota, Sordariomycetes, Ophiostomatales, Ophiostomataceae. Bases 1 to 357 code for a protein of 118 amino acids. The transcript has a single exon. The record is from RefSeq and is a predicted model, not a curated record.
AUGCAGGGCCGACACAAUCCACAGCGCUUACCCAACGAGCUUUCCUUCUCAGUUCAUCCCAGAUGCCAACAUCACAACAUUGUCAAAUUGCUUCUUUCAACAAUCACACCCAACACUGCCCAACUGCCGCCCACCCUGGACGACGACCCUGGAUGGCGGCUCGCCCCUUUUAUUGUCCGAUCUUUCGCGUCGCCUCCUCGUCAAUUACAGAUGUGCGAGCGUGAUAUUGGCAAUAGUCAAUACAUGGAGGGCGCCCCUCGACAGCAUUCAUUUCCCAUGACCCCAAAGGCUCGUCACAUCGAGGACCAUAAAGCAAUUCAAAUGGGUGUCACCUCGAAUCGGGCCCUCGUUGCAUGA